AUGCUUGAUAUAGGAAAUCCAUCUGGCAUCAUUGAUAAGUUCAAAUCAUAUAGAUCAGUGAGGAUAUUCAUGCCGGACAUGCCUGCAAGCUUCUGUGCAGCCAAAAUAAUCACAGAAAUCCUCCACAAGGAACUUAUCAGAUUCGAAGUAGAUUUCCACCCAGAAAAACCCAGGUUUCACUCAGAUUCAGAUCUCCAUUUGUUUAUCGACCUAGACCCAGGAGAGUGCAAGAACGCCCUUUUGAUUUGUGGACAAAAGAACUCAUCGAUUCAGGGAUCUUUGUUUACCUGCACCUGUCCGUCUAAGUGGCUCCAUUCGUGUAUAUUAGCAUAUUCCCUAGCAAAGGCCAUGAACUACAUCACCAAUGAUAUCUUGUGGCCUAUAAUUACAUGCUUUGGCUUCUAUAAAAUGUUUACAAAGAAUACCAUGCCUAUCGAUGACCUAAUGAGUGAACCCAGAUUCCCAGACGAUGUAUGUGGUGGGUGUAAGGAAUUACAUGAAGACAUAGUGCUUGAAAUUCAGAAGGCAGGGGUUUUGACGGACAUAGACGGUCUAUACCACAUCGAAAGACCCUGCAUUUCUUUCUUGAACUUUACUUCUCUGUUCUCUGCUCUCCAGAACGACAUCCCAUUCGUUGUUGACAGGAAGAUCCAUUAUAAAAAGGACAAGAAGGCAGAGUGCCAAAGAAUCCAUGAAUAUCUUGCAAGGAAGGGGAUCUCCAAAGAAGUCUCAUGUGAAUUAUAUGCAAACCUUGGAUACAACACAAAGAUGGCAAUAGAAUCAUACUUCCGAAGAAGCAAGUGCUUUGUAAAGAAAAUAGGAUAUGAUGUUGAAUUAUCGUCCACAGAGAGCUUCUUCUUGGUUUGCUAUAACUUGCUAAAGGGCUCCAGAGUAGAUGCCUUUCUAUGCUUGUCAGGAAAGGUGGUUCCAGGGAUAAAAAAAAGCAUCAAGAUCCAUCAUGAACUCAUUUGGAUAUUCAGGGACUGCAUUGCAAAUCUUCGGAGGCUUGGAAAAACUUUGCUCUUCAGAAUUAAUGUCUCGGGAGUCCUGAAAGAUAUGGCUGUAGGAGUUCUACUCCAUCUAUAUGAGCAUUAUUUUGAGAUAUAUAUAAGAAGGAGACAUAACAAUUCUUACAGCCAAAUGAUCAUUCUCCAAGGAUGUCUUGAGAACAAGCUUGUUCUGGCAACCAACGAUUCUUUCAUUUUUUCUGAGCUCAGCCAUGUGAAAGAAAGGAUUGGGGAGUACAUUGUAAUGGACAGGGAUGAGUUGUUUACGAUUAUUGCCAAGCUAAAGACAAAGACUCGGCUAGAGCCAUCCAUAGGUGUUUAA
Encephalitozoon romaleae SJ-2008 is the source of this 1329-nucleotide messenger RNA. RefSeq lists its product as hypothetical. NCBI's taxonomy places the organism in Eukaryota, Fungi, Microsporidia, Unikaryonidae. The record is from RefSeq and is a predicted model, not a curated record. The transcript has a single exon. The coding region runs from base 1 to 1329 and encodes 442 amino acids.